Molecule: messenger RNA, 1077 nt
Organism: Acanthosepion pharaonis
Lineage: Eukaryota; Metazoa; Mollusca; Cephalopoda; Sepiida; Sepiidae
Source: the annotation of a GenBank genome assembly
AUGGUGGAUUCACAAAAAGCAGAAAAGGGCAAGUCAAAAGGUCUGCUGCAGCGACUAAACGAUGGAGACAUUUUUUUGGCUGCUGAGGGCUAUCUAUUCCAGUUUAUUCAGCGAGGGUACAUAAAAUCGGGUUCCAUGGUGCCGGAAGUUGUGAUAGAACAUCCGCAUCUUGUGCAGAAUAUGCAUGAAGAAUUCGUGCACGCUGGCAGUGAUGUUGUGUUGGCCUUUACGUAUUACGGACAUCGUCAAAAGUUGAAUGUCACUGGGCAUGAAGACGAAGUAGAAAAAUAUAAUCGCAACUCUCUCCGAAUAGCACGUAAGGUUGCCGAUGCUACUGGAACACUAAUGGCGGGAGAUUUAAGCAACACCACCAUUUUUGAACCAAAUAACGCAGAAGCCAUUGAAAAGGUGAAGGCCAUGUUCAAGGAGCAAGUAAUAUGGGCGAGAGAGGAAGGUGCCGAUUAUAUUGUCGCAGAAACAAUACCUACAUAUGAGGAAUGCGCUUUGGCAUUAGAAGCUGUGAAGGAAUAUGGUCAAGGUUUACCAGCAGUUGUGACACUUGGCCCAACUUCCAAAUCGACUACACUGGAAGGAAUGCCAUUCGGAGAGGCAUGUAGGAAAUUGGAGGAGAAGGGCGCCGCUGUCGUUGGUUUGAAUUGCAGCCUCGGGCCGCGAAUGAUGGUUCCUUUCAUUAAGGAAAUUAGGCAAGCCUGUAAGGGUCCCAUUGCAGCAUUGCCUGUGGGCUAUACUACCACCCGACAAUUCCCAACCUUCCAGACCUUCAAGGACAAAACUACGGGUAAAUACUGUUUUCCUAACGACUUGGCUCAGUUCCAGUGUAGUCUGAAUGAGAUUGAAUAUUUUGCUCAGUCUUGCAAGGAUAUUGGCGUCCAGUAUGUUGGCCUCUGUUGUGGGAACAAUGCCGAAUUCUUCCGACAUUUAGUGGAAACUCUCGGCAAAUCCGCACCGGCUCUUCGGUAUAAAACUGACAUGUCGAACCAUUUCCUCUUCGGUAAUCUGCCUAUGAGCAGUUACAACGAGAUGCAUAGAAAGGCAUUUCUUAAUGUGGAUGUUUAA